This is a messenger RNA of Phyllostomus discolor (pale spear-nosed bat), 816 nucleotides long. RefSeq names its product alpha-1,3-mannosyl-glycoprotein 4-beta-N-acetylglucosaminyltransferase-like protein MGAT4E. The transcript has a single exon. Gene Ontology annotation, biological process: protein N-linked glycosylation. The record is from RefSeq and is a predicted model, not a curated record. NCBI's taxonomy places the organism in Eukaryota, Metazoa, Chordata, Mammalia, Chiroptera, Phyllostomidae. Gene Ontology annotation, molecular function: acetylglucosaminyltransferase activity. Bases 1 to 816 code for a protein of 271 amino acids.
AUGAACUUUGCUCUCAGCCUCUCUGAAUACUUUCUGAUGAUCGAAGACCGUGUUCAGUGCACCCCCAAGUUCGUCUCUGCCAUCUACUGGGCACUGUCAGCCUGGAGAGAACGGCCCUGGGUGACCCUGGAGUUCUCCGGCCUGAGCUUCUCCGGGAAAGUCUUCCACACCAGCGACCUCGCCCGCCUAACGGCGUUCCUCCACCUCUUCGCCAAAGACGUGCCCACUCACCUGCUUCUCUCUGAAUUCCGCCUUCUCUCGGCCCAGCACGUCCCGAUCCGCUUCAGUUCCUCGGUCUUCCACCCCGUGCGCAGUUACUCCAUGCCUGCGGACACCUGCUUUCCUGUGGAAAAGGAACCGGCCUUCGGCGAGCCGGACAACCCGGUAGCCAGCGUCCUCACUGACAUGAGCACAGUAUCAAGUUCGCCUCCCGAGUACGCUUACGUGCUGAACAAGGAGAGCUACUACACCCUCCACCCCCUGAGAGGCAACCACCUGACCGUGGUUUUGGAAAGGCCACAGAAAGUCAUCCGGGUGGAGGUGCUGACAGGCUCUGACAAACAAGGGCUGUACCGGCUGCAGCAGGGCCAAGUGGAGCUGGGCUACAGCCCCCUGCCGCACUCCGAAGGCUGUGCUCGCUACGCCCUGCUCGGGCCGCUGGUGGAGGGACACUUGGACCAGAGGGUCUUCUAUGCAGCAGACUCUGCGGAGCAGCUGAGCUGCAUACGGCUGCUGGUGCUGGCCGCUCAGGACUCCUGGCUGCUCAUCAGGCAGAUCAGGGUCUGGACGCAGCCUGAGGAGGAGGAGGAGAGCUAG